Molecule: messenger RNA, 1167 nt
Organism: Suillus clintonianus
Lineage: Eukaryota; Fungi; Basidiomycota; Agaricomycetes; Boletales; Suillaceae
Exons: 2
Coding region: 1-1167 (388 amino acids)
Source: RefSeq, a predicted model, not a curated record
AUGGUUCGCAAAUGCGAUGCCUGUCGCGAGUCCUCCAAUCUCAAGCGCUGCUCUGGCUGCCACAAAGCCUGGUACUGCUCUGUCUCUUGCCAAAAGUCUGUGUGGGUACGGCACAUCUUUGCCUGCAAACCCCGUCGCCCUAUCAACACUGCAGACCAUCUAGCACUUGCAGUCAGAAACGACGCUUUUCCGCAAGAUCCACAGACUUGCGAGGAUUAUGGAUUUGAACGCGCAUUCACGGUGGAGAACAGGUCCAAACUUCUUGGCUUGUAUAUCGGUAUGUACAUGUGGAGGCUGAUGGGCUCGGGACGCAUGGCAAUUCCCCCAAAGACCAUCCAUGAUUGGCGGGUUAGAGGCGUGCUUGUAGAGGAGAUCAAAGCAGCAUACUACAAGCUUCCCGCUGAUAACAGAGGCGGUUACUUCCCUUGGUUCCUGCAAAACCAGAACAUUCUUGAUCCGUCUGCUGCCGCUGAUAUCCUGCGGCAUGACCAAGCAGAUGCCAUGGUUCUGCGCGCAUGGCGCUUCACCGGAGGCGCAGAGACAGACUCGCCGGAGGAUAUCAGAGCCCGCUUGACUAGCAUGCCUCGGGACAAGCAAUCGUGCCAUGUGUUCUAUACAAUGCUCUUGAGCAAAUGGCAUCCCGCACCGUUCGAUGACUUCUGGAUCCCCUUCGGGUUUUGCUCAUGUGUCUCCGAAGAGGAAGAAAUGUAUCUGGGUGGGCGCUACCAGGACCUCAUUACCAAAUGCACAUUCGAUGAAUUCCAUGACGCCUUCUGCUCCGCGCGUAUCCUCAAUCUCUUCCGCAAGCACGGAAUUGACGUUGAUGUUCGCUACCUUGCAGACGUCAUGCAGAACCACCGAAUGAACAAGUCCGUCUGGGACCUCAAGCAGUUUGCCAUCCGGACUGACAAGGAAAACGCAGAGGGCGGAAUUGUGAACUCUAUCGCGUGCGAUUAUGGGUUCAUGAAUUGCAGGAAAGACUCUGAGAUACAGGCGCUGAAGAAAGUUUAUAGGACGUUUUUUGAGCGUCGUGAUGCGGAUCCGCUAGCGCUGCACGAUGCUGCGUUACGCGGAGACACAUUUGGGUAUCUGGGGAGUCUGAUGAAGCUGAACGCGAAGUUCGAACGCCUUAUGAAGAACCCAUACCCACUCCCCGUGAUGGAGUGA